Messenger RNA from Pyrus x bretschneideri (Chinese white pear), 2547 nucleotides. Its product is annotated as transcription factor LRL1-like. Gene Ontology annotation, cellular component: nucleus. Gene Ontology annotation, molecular function: protein dimerization activity; RNA polymerase II cis-regulatory region sequence-specific DNA binding; DNA-binding transcription factor activity, RNA polymerase II-specific. Lineage: Eukaryota; Viridiplantae; Streptophyta; Magnoliopsida; Rosales; Rosaceae. The coding region runs from base 1065 to 2456 and encodes 463 amino acids. The record is from RefSeq and is a predicted model, not a curated record. Gene Ontology annotation, biological process: regulation of transcription by RNA polymerase II. The transcript is spliced from 7 exons.
AAGCAGUUGUAAGGUUUACUUUCAGGUGUUUCCAAUGGCCUCCAUCCUCUCCCCGUCACCCUAUCAAGUCACACGAAGAGUAAAAUAAGGUUAUGGGGGAUAUUUCCACUGUUGCAUGUAAGAAUGUCAUGUUCACUUAUCCUUCAGUAUUCAGCGACGAUGGGAAACAAAACCAAAUGCAGUCAACGCUCAACCCUCCAUUUGGUUUUGUUCCCCAUCAAGAUUCAAUCUCGUUUUCAACGGCAAAUCGUGCCAAAAACAUACAAAAUGAUCAAAGAUAUUUCUACGGGACUACGUCUAGCCGUCUACUCAUUGUCUCCAAUUUUUUAUUUUGAUUGAAGCCCAACCAAAUCGACCUCAACCAGCAAUAUAUGUACACAAAUAUUUUGAGCUAGUAAUUGAAUUACUGAAAUAUCCUUGACCAACAAUGGGGAAGGUUUGUUUUGGUCAACAAGGAAGUGGUGAAGGAAGAACCUCCCACUACAACCAGAGGAGCCGAAACCCCUCCGCUUUAUCAGGGGCGGAUAGUCACUUGUCACCGUCAAAAUUACCAGAAUGCCCUAUAUUUGCUGCACUGCAUCUGCAUGCAUGCAUCAGUUGGAGAGAUUUCGGAGCUAACUUUGCGGUAAUUUUGAAAGCUCAUUGAAAUAUCUGUAACGUUCUACAGUCAACGGGAUUUUUUUUGAAAUCAUGGACAAAUCACUGGCUGACAGCAGUGCACAAAAGGGUAAUAUACUCUUGAUUUGUAUAAGCCUACAAGGGCGGUUUCUGUUUUAGUUUGUGAGUCUUAAAAUUAAUUUUCUUCUUUUGGUUGCACAUUACUGCUUCUAACUGCUGGUUCUACUCUCUUGGCUUCUUUUCUAUGUUCUUUUUUACAUAAGCGAUAUUGGCGAAAGGGGAUUUGAACACGGGACUUCGGUUAAGGUAAACACUUUUCAUCAUAUGAGCUACAAGUUCCUUGCAACUUCUCUUAUGCGGUAGUCUCUCUAUUGAGUUGAGUGCCAAUAAGGGAUCACACUUCUGGUUACUGAUUUUCUCUUGCGCGUGUGUGUUUGUAUGUAUGUAUGCUCAACAUUGACUUACAUACUGAAAAAAACGAAACAGAAGGAGAAGAUCCGUUCCUGUUGACGAUGGACAAGUACAUUAAUCAAAUUUGCAGUUCCUCAUCAUGGUCAGAUGUCGAUGCGAAGGAAAUACCAUCUUGGGCAUGUUGUGAAUCUGAGCAACCGAAUGAAGCGCUUCUUGGUUCAGUAGUUGUCGUGGAUGAACAUGAGAACAAUAGUUCACCUACAUAUCUGACUUACUCGAACAGUUUGGAGAGCUUGGUUGCUCAAGAUGUUUCAUCUAUUCUUCAAGAUUUUGAACCAGAUGCACAAGAUGGUGGAAAAAAUUGCGAUGUUCAAAAUAUUGGCAUGCACUAUGGUGUGGAUGGGAACAUGGUGAGAAUACCUCUUCGCUCCAUUGCACCGGAAAAUGUGGGAUGCAAUAGCUUCGAACCACUCCUCUACCAGGGAUUCAAUGGCGAUUUUGAAACCCUUUCUCCAAUUUCUCAACCGUGGCCUCUUCAAUCUUAUGAGGGUGUUUCUCCUGCUCCUGCUUCUGGCAUGGUACAACUCAAAAUGUGCAGCUUUGGAAUAAAUGGAGAUUAUGGGGAUUAUGUUGAUUAUGUCAUGCCAAGCGAUCCCAACAACCUGGCUGCUUUAGUCACCACAGAGAAGGGGAUGCAGGACGUACAAAAUUAUCCUUUGCCUUCCUUCCCUAUUGCUCCUCGGAUGUCUGGUUUGCAGUCUUUACCACAGAAUACGUCAACUAACCCUGUUGGUGAAUGUAAUGGAAAUGGAAAGCCUCGUAUGAGGGCACGUCGAGGCCAGGCUACUGAUCCACACAGUAUUGCUGAAAGGCUUCGGAGGGAAAAAAUUUCUGAUAGGAUGAAGAAUCUGCAAGAACUUGUGCCAAAGUCUAACAGGACCGACAAGGCAUCUAUGCUUGAUGAAAUCAUUGAGUAUGUCAGAUUUCUUCAGCUCCAACUCAAGGAACUAAGCAUGAGCAAAGUUGGGGCAGCCGGGGCAGUUGUCCCUCUCACCACAGACAGUCAAGCUAAGGUCGGGAAUGGUUUGCCGCAGUUGCCAUCAAUCGGGCAAGCAGCUGACGUUUCUUUUGACGAAAUUGCUUUAGAACAACUGGUGAGGCUGAUGGAAUCAGAUGCGGACAAGGCACUGCAGCAUCUCCAAGGCGAAGGUUUCUGCCUCGUGCCGGUUGCUCUUGCUGAUGCCAUUUCUGCAGCAAAGGAAUCAUCAUCAUCAUCGCGGCCAUCAGCUCCCAUUCCUGAUGAUUGGAAGAAGAAGGAAACCAGUUUCGCUGAUAUCGGCGUUGUUCAGAAUAACAGCCGCAGUAGCAGUAACAGCAGCAGCUCACCUGAUCAGAUAAAACGAGAAGUCAACAACAAAUUGGAUUAGUUACUGCUUCAUGAAUUUAAUUUAAUCUUUCUGUUUCCAUGACCUUUGUUUUUAAAUUAAAAAUAAAAUAAAAUAACCAAUUUCUGAGGUU